GUACUCAUCUGGUGAUGUUGCAUACAUACUUCCAAAGAACCCAACUUCACAUGUGGAUGAUAUCAUUCAAUAUCUUAAUUAUGAUCCAAAUAUGGUGAUCAGUGAUAUUAUACCAAUCAAUGCAGAUCAACAUCAGAGACCAUCAAACCUUAGACUACCUAUUACUAUACGUGAUCUAUUCCUUGGACACUUUGACAUACUAGGAUCACCCAAAAGAAUCUUCUUUGAGAUGUUACAGUUCUUUGUCUCUGAUCCAAACUUCAAAGAACGACUCCAAUAUUUCUCCUCCAAGGAGGCUCAGGAUGACCUUAGACAGUAUAAUCAAAAGGAGAAAAGGAACUAUAUCGAUGUAUUGAAGGACUUUAAUUGCACGAGCAUACCAUUCGAAUACAUGUUUGAUCUGGUGUCACAGAUGAAACCAAGACCAUUCUCAAUAUCAUCAUCAUCAUUGGUACAUCCGCAAACUAUACACAUCACAGCUGGUCUCGUCAAGUAUUCAUGUCCACUUAGAAAGCUCACUAGGAUGGGACUAUGCUCCAAAUGGUUCGAAUCAUUACAAUGUGGCACCAAGAUUGCAAUGUACGUCAAGGCCAGUGGCGCCAAGCCUCCAUCAUCCCUCCUCACCCCACUGAUCAUGGUUGGACCCGGUACAGGAUGUGCAAUGUUUCGAUCAUUCAUUCAACAACGUGAUCACCUGAUCAAACAUCAUCAGGGGUCCAAGGCAGACCUUGGACAAGGCCAAUCAUUAUUCUACUUUGGAUGUAGACAUCGAGAUCAGGACUAUUUGUAUCGCGAUGAGUUUGAACAGUAUCAUGAUUGUAGCACGCUGACCAAGUUGAGUGUGGCAUUCUCAAGAGAUCAGGAACAAAAGGUUUAUGUUCAACAUAUGAUGAAGUUGGAUUCCAAGUUGAUCUGGUCAUUGUUGGAGAGUGGUGCCUACUUCUAUAUAUCAGGCGCAUCAGGUCGCAUGCCAAAAGAUGUUAGGGCUCAACUGAUCAACAUAAUCAAAGAGAAUAUUGGAGUUGGAGUGGCGAGCAACAGUGACCCUGGUACUGUAAAUGGCGAUGGUGAUGUUGAUCCAGCACAACAAUAUCUUGAUCGAUUGGAGAAGGAAAAGAGAUACAUCACAGAGACA
Acytostelium subglobosum LB1 is the source of this 1135-nucleotide messenger RNA. RefSeq lists its product as hypothetical. The annotation marks the transcript as partial. The record is from RefSeq and is a predicted model, not a curated record. Gene Ontology annotation, cellular component: cytosol. NCBI's taxonomy places the organism in Eukaryota, Evosea, Eumycetozoa, Acytosteliales, Acytosteliaceae. The transcript is spliced from 2 exons. Gene Ontology annotation, molecular function: FMN binding; flavin adenine dinucleotide binding; oxidoreductase activity.